Messenger RNA from Priapulus caudatus, 1674 nucleotides. Its product is annotated as mitochondrial fission process protein 1-like. The record is from RefSeq and is a predicted model, not a curated record. The coding region runs from base 29 to 589 and encodes 186 amino acids. Gene Ontology annotation, cellular component: mitochondrion. Gene Ontology annotation, biological process: mitochondrial fission. NCBI's taxonomy places the organism in Eukaryota, Metazoa, Priapulida, Priapulimorpha, Priapulimorphida, Priapulidae. The transcript is spliced from 3 exons.
GAUAAAGUAUUGGGGUUCUGUUGCCACUAUGGAAGUGGAACAGGGUGAGAAGCGGGUGGACAUCUUCAGGGACACAAUUGUAAGAUAUUUAGGUUACGCGAACGAGGUGGGCGAGGCGUUCAGGGCCCUGGUUCACGUGAAUGCAGUGCGCUUCAGCUACGCGGUCGCCUGCACCUACGUGACGGCAGACGCCGCGCACAAGGGCAACGAAGCUAGAAUCACAAACUGGCCGGACGAAUCUCUGCGGAACAAGAAAAUCCUACACGCUGUCCUCGACACCUUCCUCUGGCAGGGGUUGGCGUCCGUCGCCAUUCCGGGUUUUACCAUCAACCGAAUCUGCGCCGGGUCAGCGCUGAUCCUGCGCAAGACGACCGCGCUGCCACCUGGCGUGCGAAAGUGGACGACAACGUUCGUCGGUCUCGCGGCGAUCCCGUUCAUCAUACACCCGAUCGAUCGGACGGUCGACUACGGCAUGAAUCGCACGGUGCGGAGGUGGUACGAGAUCGGGCCGGUUGAGACGAAGGUCGUCCACCACACACGCGACUGCGAGACGCCAUCUGAGAUACUGCGGUCGACCGACGCGGAGUGAGCGACCUCUUGGGAUGGGGGGGGGGGAGUCGGGGGAGAACUACGUUUUGGACGAUUCGAGUGCCGCAUUUGUAUAUGUUAUUGUACGGAGUGAGUGACCUCGAAGGGGGGGGGUUAGAACUACAUUUUGGAAGUGUAGCGUCUGUGUAGGUUGUCUACGGUAAGCGUCCAUCGAACAGGCGGGUGUGCGCGAAAAUGUUUUUCGUGCGGAGUGAAAGACGUCGCUCUGCCCUCGGUGGAAGAACCGCGUUUUGGAUUGUUCGCAUAGGUAAUUAUGCAGUAAGCAGCUUGCAAAUUGGUAGCUCUACCGAUGUAGCCGCUUCCCUCCCACUACAUGGAGGGGAGGAGCUAUACCUGUAGAACUAGCAAGCGGGUGGACGUGCAUUACACGUUUUGUGCCGAACGCAAAAGGACAGUGUGAUCAAUGUGUUUGGGAAACGCUUGGAAUGGUUCGAGCAUCACGUGCGUUCAUGCGCAGAUUGUGGUACGAUGAACAUUUGGUAAAAUGGUGGAUGCACGCAAUGUGUCUAACCUUUAUUGUAUGGUCGGCAUGGCAACUAACGAAUUCAAAUGUUAAGCGAGUUUGCCUGUUAUUUUGUGUAGAAUGCAUAUUACAGGGCUUUUUUAUCCACGUAGUAAGGUAGAACGGUAGGCCUACGUGUUGUUUUGCUGUGAUGUGCCCGCACGUUUUUCGUUCCUCAGUGGUGCUGUUGUAUCCGUUUUAUACAUGUAUGUUAUAUUUACAUUAGUUAUACACCAGAUGGAUUUUGAUGCACUUACAGAAUUAGCAAUUGUUAUAGUAAUAGUUGUUGCGUUUUUCCCCAUUUUAGAUGGCUUUACUACAUUUUUUGUAUAGGCAACUACUUUGUUGUUGAAUUUCCAAGGCGCAUAAAUAUAUGUGAAUUUUCAUUCCACAGUCAUGUAGGUCAAGUUUAUUCUUAUCUCAUAGUAAUAAUUAUACAUGUGCCAAAAACAUAUCUUGCUUGUUUUGGGGGUGCUUGCUUGUUUUGGGGGGCCAGCUUGUUUUUGAAUACAAUUGUUACCUACGAGAAUUGUUAACAAAUAAAUUUCUUUAUCGAAAAAGUA